Molecule: messenger RNA, 1707 nt
Organism: Podospora anserina S mat+
Lineage: Eukaryota; Fungi; Ascomycota; Sordariomycetes; Sordariales; Podosporaceae
Exons: 1
Coding region: 1-1707 (568 amino acids)
Source: RefSeq, a predicted model, not a curated record
AUGAGAUCCGAUUUCUUUGAUCGAUUGCCACCACCGACAGCUCUACUGUUGCUAUCGAGUCUGCUUGAUCUGAGCAACGCCCAUAUUCUUCAACCAUUACCCAGGAGGGUACCAGUUGUUCCGCCAACCACAACGGUCCCAUACCACCCAUUGAGUGUUGUCUCAUGGCCUCUUCGACCAACACCACCACCUUCACGAGACCUCUUUGCUCUUCGUCGGCGACAGGACAAUACAGUAUGCGGUUACUUGGGAGGUGACCAGAAUUUGGCAGCGACGUGUAGCGCCGGUUCACAUUGCGUGUUGGAUACGGAGAACAAUGUGGUGGGGUGCUGCCCAAACGGAGAAGCUUCUUGCACGGCAGGUGUGUUUACCGGAUGUGUAGAUGCGAACAGCGGGCCACAGACGGAGGUGAACCCAUACGUUUUUACCUGUGGGGGAAGUGAUGUGUGUUAUAAGAAUGUUUUUCAGGGAGGAGCUUCUCAGUACGGGUGCGGUUCUGCGAGCGACCUGGCCACGAUCGUUUUGACGAGCGCAAGUGGUUUGACGACGCAGGUCACCUUUCCCACCGUGAGUCUCAGUCUGACACAGGCUGUCUCUACGCUGAGCGAGCCAACAACGCUGGGGACGGUAACCAAUACCGCUUCAAGCUCAACAGGAACGGAAUCGGCCAGUUCAACAGAAACAGAGUCGACAAGCUCAAGUGUUUCGUCCUCCAGCUCUACUUCCCCCUCAACAUCAACCUCCUCACCAUCAUCAACGCAAUCUUCAACACAAUCAUCCUCUACCUCCACGCCAACCACCACCGAAACCACCUCCCCCGCAACCGACGCUCCGGAAACCGGGCGAGCGCAAACAACGAACCGAACAGGCGUAAUAGUAGGCGCCACAAUCGGCGGUCUCGCCGUCCUCAUCGCCCUGGUAGCCCUUCUCGCCUUUUGCAUCCGCCGCCGACAAAACGCCAACGCGAGAUCGGGCCCCGGGAAAGGAAGCAUCCGCGGACAAAACAUCAGCACCCCCCGCCCCGGUCCAGGAACAGGCUUCGCCGCCAUCCCCCAAGACAGCGACGCCUUUGAGACCGGUCCCAGCCCCAACCCGAUGUUCGCUGGGCAAAACCAACCCUCACCACAACAACAAAUGAAGAGUAUACCCCUCAUGACAGCAGUGCCGCCCCGCAUGCCCUUCCAAAACGACGUCUCACCCAUCGGCCAAGACGAUGUUUCUCCCUAUGCUUAUUCUGGCGCCGGGGGAGUGGUCUCAGCCAUCACCCCCCACUCUCACACCUCUUACCCCCCUAGCGACGAGUUGAGCAUGCAAUAUCAGCAUAUGCAGCAGCAGGGACAAUACCCGGCUAUCUACAGCGGCGCGGCGGCUAUCCCUGUUGUGCACAACGGGAGGGGAGAUGAGAACAGACUCGAGUCGGAUCAGGUACCGCUCACAAGGGAGAUUGACGAUUUUAGCCACGGGUUUAGUGCGGCGCUGGAUAGGAUCGGGGAGGAGGAUGAGGAGGAUCAUUUGAGGAGGGAGGAAGGGGGGGAUGAUUUGGGGGAGAUGAAUAUGAGUGGUGGUCGGCGGGGAGAUGUUGGGGAGGGGCCACCAGGGGAUUAUAGCAGGGUGGCGAGUUCGGUGUAUAGUCGGGGGAGCAAUGGGGGUGGGAGGCCGUUGUGGCAGCAGAAUAGACGGCCGAGCAAGACUGGGAUGUGGAUGUGA